This is a messenger RNA of Meloidogyne enterolobii, 1328 nucleotides long. The record is from the annotation of a GenBank genome assembly. Lineage: Eukaryota; Metazoa; Nematoda; Chromadorea; Rhabditida; Meloidogynidae.
AUGUUCUUGACAGAAUUAUCUCAUUCACUCCAGCUUCUCGGUGCUAAAGUACGACAGGCUACUGAAGAGAUUGGUGGACUUAAACGGUUACAAACACGAAUUGAUGAGAAUUGUUGUGAAUUUCAACGUGGAGUUGAAAGUCAAUUAGACCAAUUAGAAGAAUUAUUACGUUUAAGAAGACAGCAAUUAAUUAAUUAUAUUAAAAAUGAAAAGGAAAGAAGAAAAUUACAACUUUUAAAACAAAUUGGACGGUCAACGGCACAAUUAGGGAAAGGAAGGGCUUUGAUUCAAUUUUGUAUUGAAAUAUUAAAAGAGCCGGAACCUCUGGAUUAUUUACAGGCAAAUUUCUUGUUAAAUAGCUUUUAUGUGGAAGGAAGGGUUCUUUUUAAAUUUGUGGUUGGCUCAGCCUUAGCAAAUAGAGUAACUGAUCAAGAAUUUCUUUGGCAUAGAGAAGUAAAAACAAAUUGUCCAGAAGUUGACGAACAUUUCCAACUUGAUUUGGAUAUUUUAAGUGUUAAAACAGCUAUAGAACAAUUGGAGUUUUUGCAACUUAAAGCCCCUUUACCCCCACAAUUUCUUGCUGAAGAAUGUUCUGCUGAAAAUAAUUCUGUCACCCUAAGUUGGGUUUGUCAGCCAAAUGGGGCUUCCAUUGAAGGUUCUGUUCUUGAAUUAGACUCUGGUGAUGAUAAUUUUGAAGAAGUUUAUUGUGGACAAGAAUAUGCUUGUUCUGUUGAUGGUCUACAUUUCAAUACCUUUUACAAUGCGAGAUUAAAAGCUUUUAAUGCGGCAGGGGAGAGUGCUUAUAGUGAACAAAUUUGUUUGCAGACUGCUCCAGUUGCCUGGUUUCAACUUAGUGAGGAUAAUUCAACUGAAAAUUCUAAUGAACAACAACAAACUAUGAGGGAAAUACGUUCACAAAGUGUUGGGGGAAUAGUUAAUUCAGAAUUGUUGUUAUCUAAUAAUUGCUGUACAGUUACUGGAACGAGUAUGGAAUAUCGAACAAUUUUGGGUACAGUAACAUUCUCAAAAGGAGUUCAUUAUUGGGAGGUUAGUGUGGACAGAUAUGAUGGAAAUGCUGAUAUUGUUAUUGGAGUAGCCCAACCAUCGGUCAAUAGACAUGCAAUGCUUGGUAAAGAUUUACAUGGUUGGAGUAUGUAUGUAGAUGGAGAACGGUCUUGGUUUUUCCAUAACGAUACACACCAUGGAAGAAUGAGUGGAGGUGUUAAUGUGUGUGACUCCUUAAUUGGAGUUUUAAUGGACUGUGAUAGGGGAACUCUUAGUUUUGCAAUAAAUGAAAGGCCUAUUUGUAUAGAUGCUUUUAAGUAGGU